ACGAUGUCCGCGGAGACUGGAAAUUUGUGCGGCCUCCAUUCCUUCAAGUUCAGCGGCUUGGCCAACAAGCAGGUGGUGGGGCUCGCCUCCACCAAGAACGGCAAGAAGGAGAACAUCAUUCUGACAACGCGCCACAAGAAAGAGUCGAAGUCCAACGUGCCAAAGUCUCUGUACCUCGAGAAGGGCAUCAAGAAGGCCCCCAAGAAGGGCGCCGCGCAGCUGGAGAAGGCGCUGGGCGCGGGCCACUACCGCAAGGACCUCCUCGACCUCGCACUGGCCAAGUACGCCAAGAUCAAUACCUCGUUCAAGAAGAAGAAGCUGACCGUGAAGUCGCGCCGCGCGGCGUGA
Molecule: messenger RNA, 348 nt
Organism: Prorocentrum cordatum
Lineage: Eukaryota; Dinophyceae; Prorocentrales; Prorocentraceae
Source: the annotation of a GenBank genome assembly